UCCGCCGCCGGCCGGGCGCGCCCCCGCCCCAGUGCCCGCGCGUGCGCGCCCCCGCCACCGCGUGUGAGUGUGAGUGUGAGUGAGUGUGAGUGGGUGUGGGUGCGAGCCGGGCCGCCGACGAUGCCGCGGGGCCGCCCCCCGAAGCCCAGGGAGAGCAAGGCGCGCGGCGACUCCGAUGGAGUUUUAACAUUGAAUGCGGAGAACACUAAUUAUGCCUAUCAAGUUCCAAACUUCCAUAAAUGUGAAAUCUGUCUGCUAUCUUUUCCAAAAGAAUCCCAGUUUCAACGCCACAUGAGGGAUCACGAGCGAAAUGACAAGCCACAUCGAUGUGACCAGUGCCCCCAAACAUUUAAUGUUGAAUUCAACCUGACACUUCAUAAAUGCACUCACAGCGGGGAAGAUCCCACCUGCCCUGUGUGUAACAAGAAAUUCUCCAGAGUGGCUAGUCUCAAAGCGCAUAUUAUGCUACAUGAAAAGGAAGAGAAUCUCAUCUGUUCUGAGUGCGGGGAUGAGUUCACUCUGCAGAGUCAGCUGGCCAUGCACAUGGAGGAGCACCGUCAGGAGCUGGCUGGAACCCGGCAGCAUGCCUGCAAGGCCUGCAAGAAAGAGUUUGAGACUUCCUCGGAGCUGAAGGAACAUAUGAAGACUCAUUACAAAAUUAGGGUAUCAAGUACAAGGUCUUAUAACCGGAACAUCGACAGAAGUGGGUUUACGUAUUCGUGUCCGCACUGUGGAAAGACGUUUCAAAAGCCAAGCCAGUUAACGCGACACAUUAGGAUACACACAGGUGAAAGGCCGUUUAAAUGUAGUGAAUGUGGAAAAGCUUUUAACCAGAAGGGGGCACUGCAGACCCACAUGAUCAAGCACACAGGUGAAAAACCCCACGCCUGUGCCUUCUGUCCUGCUGCCUUCUCUCAGAAAGGGAAUCUUCAGUCGCACGUGCAGCGAGUCCACUCAGAGGUAAACACGGGCUGGGGCAUAAGCAGUACUUCACAGGGGACAGUAGGUAGCUUUUGGGAUAAUACAUGGACCCGAGAAAUUGCCACACUCUUUCAGACGUUACCUCUUCAACAGACGGAAGCCCAAGCCACGUCAGCCUCCAGCCAGCCGAGCUCCCAGGCGGUGAGCGACGUCAUCCAGCAGCUCCUGGAGCUCUCGGAGCCAGGGCCGGUGGAGUCGGGUCAGUCCCCGCAGCCCGGGCAGCAGCUGAGCAUCACAGUGGGCAUCAACCAGGACAUUUUACAGCAAGCCUUAGAAAACAGUGGGCUGUCUUCAAUUCCAGUUGCAGCACAUCCUAAUGACUCCAGCCAUGCCAAGACUUCUGCAACACAGGUUCAAAACCCAGAUGUUUCCAGUGUUUCAAAUGAGCAGACGGACCCUACAGACGCAGAGCAAGAAAAAGAACAGGAUAGCCCAGAGAAACUGGAUAAAAAAGAAAAAAAAAUGAUAAAGAAGAAAUCACCAUUUCUACCCGGCUCCAUCCGGGAGGAGAACGGCGUGCGAUGGCACGUGUGUCCCUACUGCGCCAAGGAGUUCCGCAAGCCCAGCGACCUGGUGCGCCACAUUCGCAUCCACACCCACGAGAAGCCCUUUAAGUGCCCGCAGUGCUUCCGUGCCUUCGCCGUGAAAAGCACGCUGACGGCCCACAUCAAGACGCACACCGGCAUCAAGGCGUUCAAGUGCCAGUACUGCAUGAAGAGUUUCUCCACCUCGGGCAGCCUCAAGGUGCACAUCCGCCUGCACACAGGAGUUAGACCUUUUGCUUGUCCUCACUGUGACAAAAAAUUUCGAACCUCAGGCCAUAGGAAGACUCACAUUGCUUCCCACUUUAAACAUACGGAAUUAAGGAAAAUGAGGCACCAGCGAAAACCUGCAAAGGUUCGUGUUGGCAAGACGAACGCUCCAGUCCCUGAUAUUCCUUUGCAGGAACCGAUCCUCAUAACUGACUUAGGUCUUAUCCAGCCCAUUCCAAAAAACCAGUUCUUCCAAAGCUAUUUUAAUAAUAAUUUUGUAAAUGAAGCAGAUAGACCAUACAAGUGUUUUUACUGUCAUCGUGCAUAUAAAAAAUCUUGCCACCUUAAACAACAUAUCAGAUCCCAUACAGGUGAAAAACCUUUUAAAUGUUCUCAGUGUGGAAGAGGCUUUGUUUCUGCAGGCGUGCUCAAAGCGCAUGUCCGAACACACACGGGACUGAAAUCUUUCAAGUGUCUGAUAUGUAAUGGGGCUUUCACUACUGGUGGCAGCUUACGGCGACACAUGGGUAUCCACAACGACCUUCGUCCCUAUAUGUGUCCCUAUUGCCAAAAAACAUUUAAGACUUCGCUAAAUUGCAAAAAGCACAUGAAAACCCACAGAUAUGAACUUGCCCAGCAGCUCCAACAGCAUCAGCAGGCAGCCUCGAUAGACACCAGCACUGUGGACCAGCAGAGCAUGCAGGCCUCCACUCAGAUGCAAGUGGAGAUCGAGAGCGACGAGCUGCCGCAGACAGCGGAGGUGGUGGCAGCGAACGCCGAGGCCAUGCUAGACCUGGAGCCUCAGCAUGUGGUGGGCACAGAGGAAGCAGGGCUGGGCCAGCAGUUGGCAGAUCAGCCUCUGGAAGCAGAUGAAGAUGGGUUUGUGGCUCCACAGGACCCUCUGCGAGGGCCCAUAGAGCAGUUUGAAGAGCAGACCCCUGCGCAGCAGUCCUUCGAACCAGCAGGGCUGCCCCAAGGUUUUACAGUGACUGAUACAUACCAUCAGCAGCCUCAGUUUCCACCUGUCCAGCAGCUACAGGAUUCCAGCACACUUGAGUCUCAGGCCCUCUCCACGAGCUUCCACCAGCAGAGCUUGCUGCAGGCACCCAGCUCUGAUGGGAUGAGUGUAACAACUCGCUUGAUUCAGGAGUCAUCCCAGGAGGAGCUGGACCUACAGACGCAAGGUUCCCAAUUUCUAGAGGACAGCGAGGACCAGAGCAGGCGCUCUUACAGGUGUGACUAUUGCAACAAAGGCUUUAAGAAGUCCAGCCACUUGAAGCAGCAUGUGCGGUCGCACACAGGGGAGAAGCCCUACAAGUGCAAGCUCUGUGGACGUGGCUUUGUUUCCUCCGGGGUCCUCAAGUCCCACGAGAAGACACACACAGGAGUGAAGGCAUUCAGCUGUGGCGUGUGCAGUGCCUCCUUCACCACCAAUGGCAGCCUCACCCGGCACAUGGCCACACACAUGAGCAUGAAGCCUUAUAAAUGUCCAUUUUGUGAGGAGGGUUUCCGAACUACAGUGCAUUGUAAAAAGCACAUGAAGAGACACCAAACGGUCUCCUCUGCUGUGUCAACCACUGCAGAGACAGAAGGAGGAGACAUUUGUAUGGAGGAGGAGGAAGAGCAUCCCGACAGAAAUGUGUCACGGAAGUCUCGUCCUGAGGUCAUCACUUUCACAGAGGAAGAGACAGCCCAGUUAGCCAAGAUCCGUCCGCAGGAGAGUGCCACCGUGUCAGAGAAGGUCCUGGUGCAGUCUGCAGCAGAAAAGGACCGUAUCAGCGAGCUGAGGGACAAGCAGGCGGAGCUGCAGGACGAGCCCAAGCAUGCCAACUGCUGCACCUACUGCCCCAAGAGCUUCAAGAAGCCCAGCGACCUGGUGAGGCAUGUUCGAAUCCAUACUGGAGAAAAGCCAUACAAAUGUGAUGAAUGUGGAAAGAGUUUUACUGUGAAAUCCACUCUUGAUUGCCAUGUGAAGACUCACACAGGUCAGAAGCUCUUCAGCUGUCACGUCUGCAGCAACGCCUUCUCCACAAAGGGAAGUCUGAAGGUCCACAUGCGUCUGCACACGGGAGCCAAGCCCUUCAAAUGCCCGCACUGUGAGCUGCGUUUCCGUACCUCGGGUAGAAGGAAGACGCACAUGCAGUUUCAUUAUAAACCAGACCCGAAGAAGGCCAGAAAGCCUGUGACUCGAAGUUCGUCAGAAGGACUGCAGCCCGUCAGCCUCCUCAACUCCUCCUCCACCGACCCCAGCGUGUUCAUCAUGAACAACUCUGUUCUAACAGGACAGUUCGAUCAGAAUCUGCUGCAACCAGGGCUGGUGGGCCAAGCUAUUCUUCCCGCCUCCGUGUCAGCUGGGGGUGACCUGACGGUGUCUCUGACAGAUGGGAGUCUGGCUACCCUAGAAGGCAUCCAGUUACAGUUGGCUGCUAACUUGGUUGGACCAAAUGUACAGAUUUCUGGAAUUGAUGCCACCAGCAUUAAUAACAUUACAUUGCAGAUUGAUCCGAGCAUUCUGCAGCAGACAUUACAGCAGGGCAACCUGCUGGCUCAGCAGCUCACGGGGGAGCCUGGCCUGGCCCCACAGAACAGCUCUCUCCAGACAUCGGAUAGCACAGUCCCCGCCAGUGUUGUCAUCCAGCCCAUCUCAGGCCUGUCCUUACAGCCCACGGUGACCUCUGCGAAUCUGACCAUAGGCCCGCUGUCUGAGCAGGAUUCCGUGCUGACCACUAACAGCAGUGGGACCCAAGACCUCACUCAAGUGAUGACUUCGCAAGGUCUGGUAUCCCCCUCCAGCGGUCCGCACGAGAUCACCCUGACCAUUAACAACUCCAGCCUGAGCCAGGUCCUGGCACAGGCCGCUGGGCCCACGGCCACGUCUUCCUCGGGGUCUCCACAGGAAAUUACCUUGACUAUCUCCGGUUCCAGGUCUGUGCAGCACAGUGUGGGAGUCCAGGAGUGUGGAUCAGUGGAGGCAUUGUAUUUGGAGAACCCCAGUUACAAUUCUGAAAUAGUACGAAUCUUUUGCCAGGGUCAGCAGUUCCCAGCACUCCUCACGGAUCCCUCUCUCUCCGGCCAGGGUGGAGCAGGCUCACCACAAGUCAUACUAGUGAGCCACACGCCACAGUCUGCAUCUGCUGCGUGUGAAGAAAUAGCCUACCAGGUAGCUGGCGUCUCUGGAAACCUGGCCCCGGGCAGCCAGCCAGAGAAGGAGGGCCGGGCCCACCAGUGCCUGGAAUGUGACCGCGCCUUCUCAUCGGCGGCGGUGCUGAUGCACCACAGCAAGGAGGUGCACGGCCGGGAGCGCAUCCACGGCUGCCCCGUGUGCAGGAAGGCCUUCAAGCGCGCCACGCACCUCAAGGAGCACAUGCAGACGCACCAGGCCGGCCCCUCUUUGAGCUCCCAGAAGCCAAGAGUGUUUAAAUGCGACACUUGUGAGAAGGCGUUUGCCAAACCAAGCCAGCUGGAGCGCCACAGCCGCAUCCACACAGGGGAGCGGCCAUUCCAUUGCACGCUUUGUGAGAAAGCCUUCAACCAGAAGAGCGCGCUGCAGGUGCACAUGAAGAAGCACACGGGGGAGCGGCCCUACAAGUGCGCCUACUGCGUCAUGGGCUUCACACAGAAGAGCAACAUGAAGCUGCACAUGAAGCGGGCGCACAGCUAUGCUGGAGCUCUGCAGGAGCCUGCAGGUCACCCGGAGCAGGACGGAGAGGAGCUGAGCCGGACCCUCCACCUGGAGGAGGUGGUGCAGGAGGCCGCGGGCGAGUGGCAGACCCUCACCCACGUCUUCUGAUGCGAGUCGCAAGUACACCUUUCAGAACGUUUCUGAAGUUACAUUUUGUGAAGAACAAAGCACUUGGAAUCUCUGUUUUAAAGCUUCAAGUGUUAAAAACGUUACCACAAUAGUUUUUUAGCUAUAAAAUUAUCUAAAGAAUCAUUGUCUUUCAGAGACUCAUAGGAAAAAAACUGGGAAAAGUGUCACCGCAUUGUUCUCUCGUCUACAAAUCACUGAACUCAGGUACUACGGUGGGCAGUUUCCUCCUCAGUCUCCUCCGCGGCCAGUGCGUCUAGUCCACAAAGCAAUUAACUGAGUCUUACUAUCAUUGUAGUGUGAUUUCUUUGUAUUAGCAAAGACAAAAAAGCUAACAUGGCAAAAGUAUGUCAGAUUUUCCUUCACGCUUCCGGUUAUGAGAAGCAUAGCUUACAAAGCAAGUGUAAGAUUGGUGCAUGAAGUUCAGAAGAAAAUGUUCCAACACACAGGGAAGUUUUUUCCACUCUUUUCUCUGUGCAUUUUGAAAAUUAGUAAACAUUGACUCUUUUUAGUCUACCGUAAGUUGCUAUAACUGAUACCUUGAGAGAUGGCUGGCCCAGUUCUCUCUCCAUGGCAAAUAUUUAAUCAUUAGUUACAAGAAUGCAGUAUCUGGGGUGUCAACACAGGGACUUGAGUAAACUUGACCCAAAAGUAAGGAUUCAGCUGUCCACAUGGGCUGAUGACAUGCUUAUUGCAUCAAUCUAUGAUCAGGUACAGGGGAUAGAUCAUCGCAGAAGCACAAGCCAUACAUCGCAAGUAGGAAAUCACAGAAUUGUCUGCUAGGAACAGGUAACCGUGGCCCUGUCCACCUCAACAAAUAAGAAGCAUAUUUGUAGCUUAUGGCUAAGAAUCCAUAAAAACCCCAUGACUUUCUCUUUGUGCAUAAACAGAUGUAUUUUUGAUUUCAGGGAAUUCUUCAGUAUCGUCAAUGGUGCCACAUUAAACAUGCCCCAAACCAAACCCCACCCAUGCUGGGCAGAGUGCGUCCACACCAUUCCUACAGCAUUCCAAAGAUGGAAGGUUCUUUACUUCAUGUUGAUUUUUCCUUUGAAAUUAUUUAUAUGUUCUAUAUAUAAAUACAUAUGUACAUAGACAGAUAUAUGGGCCUCUGUGUGGCUGAACAGUAUAUUUUGUAAAUAUAAGUACUAGUCCUAAUUGCAGAAAGAGUGUCUGAGUUUCACCUCACCACGAGCACUUCAGAUCAGUAUUGUAUUCAUUUUAUUAAUAAAUGGAUAUCGUUUUCAUUGUAAUAUAAAGCUGGGUUUUAUUUUUUUUCCUGAAAAAUAAUUGCCUUUAUUUUCUCUCAUUGCCUCCUUGGUUUCAGAAGAGAGUAGUUUUAUUAUAAAUAUUGUAUGGACUUUGAAUAUUAAGAGAGGAGCUCAUUUCAGAUUCCUAAAGAAGUAGACAUUUUACUGUGAUUUUGAAAGGGCGUCUUUUGAUUUUUGCUGUUGCUCACUUUUGGCAUAUGUAUAUAAGUACUAUUGAUGGUGAUAUGAAAACUUUUGUUAUGUGAAAAUAUUUAAGUCAGAAAAUUGUUAAAUAAUAUUACUUCUUUUCCAAACUGCUUUGUCUAUUGUAUAUUUUUUUAAGAAAAAGAAAAGCCUUAUUUGACUUAUUCUUGUGAUACUGGACUUACCAAUCCCGAGGUUUCCUUCCUUGAAUGUCUGUGUGUGAACCUGCCUGUAGUUGGCAUAUUCAGAAUAAUUGUAAUUGUGCUAGAGUUUUGAAGGUUCUGCUUUUAAUGCACUUUUUAUUUUAUAAUUUUGUAUUGAAAUAUUUUAGAAAUGUUGAUUAGUUUUGGUGAACAAAUAUCCCCAAAGUUUAAAUUACUGGAAUUUUAAAUUUUUGUUCUUGCUGGGUUAUUUAUUUGGAUUUUAGCAUUAAAUGUCAUCUCAGGACAGCUCUAAAAGGGGUUGUUUAAUUCCUAAUUGUAUAGAAAACAUAGUUUGGUGAAUUGUAUUGGUUAAUUAACUAUUUAAGGCCUUAACAGGUGAAUCUAGAGCCAAGUUUUAUUUUGGUUAAAGAAAAAGAAAAUAUCAAUAAUUUAAUUUUGUGUCUUCUCUGAAUUUAUUAGCAGGCAAACAUAAGACAUUUUAUGUAUUAUUUUGAUUUACUUCCUAAUUAUAAAAGAUGCUUUUUUUGCAGAACAUUCCUUGAAAAUAUAAGGUUUUGAAAGGACAUAAUUUUACUUGAAUCUAUGUGGGGUACAGGUUGAUCUUUAUAUUUUACUGGCUGUUUUAAAAAUUCUAGAAAAGAGAUUUCUAGCCUCACGUAUAACCAGGGUUUUGAGGAUAAAGAACUGUAUUUUUAGAACUAUCUCAUCAUAGCAUAUCUGCUUUGGAAUAACUAUAAAUAAAAAAUGAAGUUAGGA
Cebus imitator (Panamanian white-faced capuchin) is the source of this 7912-nucleotide messenger RNA. RefSeq names its product zinc finger protein 236 (gene ZNF236). Gene Ontology annotation, cellular component: nucleus. The transcript has 30 exons. Gene Ontology annotation, biological process: regulation of transcription by RNA polymerase II. Gene Ontology annotation, molecular function: DNA-binding transcription factor activity, RNA polymerase II-specific; RNA polymerase II cis-regulatory region sequence-specific DNA binding. Lineage: Eukaryota; Metazoa; Chordata; Mammalia; Primates; Cebidae. The record is from RefSeq and is a predicted model, not a curated record. The coding region runs from base 121 to 5523 and encodes 1800 amino acids.